CUUUUAAUUCUUGUAUUCUCUUUUGCAUAUUGAAGCGUUCCUAUCCACGUGUGCAUCGUUCCACUGCGAACAGUAGCGAAACAGGAAAGGAUAAAAAGACCAAAGCAAAGUUAUAAUAGCAACUAAUCAAGUGGCGAUUGCAAUACAUAAAGCGCAACCAUGUCUAGCCUCCCACGUCGCAUAAUAAAGGAAACUCAACGACUGAUGCAAGAGCCUGUGCCAGGUAUCAAUGCCAUUCCUGACGAGAACAACGCACGCUACUUUCAUGUCAUCGUAACCGGUCCAAAUGAUUCGCCAUUCGAAGGGGGCGUCUUUAAACUUGAAUUGUUCUUGCCCGAAGACUAUCCUAUGUCAGCACCCAAAGUGCGUUUCAUAACCAAAAUCUACCACCCGAAUAUCGACCGAUUAGGACGCAUUUGCUUGGAUGUACUGAAGGACAAAUGGAGUCCAGCAUUACAAAUUCGUACUAUUUUACUAUCAAUUCAGGCGCUCUUGAGUGCACCUAAUCCAGAUGAUCCACUAGCCAACGAUGUUGCCGAGUUGUGGAAGGUGAACGAGGCUGAGGCCAUCAGAAAUGCACGUGAAUGGACCCAGAAAUAUGCCGUCGAAGACUGAAGUGCAAACGUGUAUGUAGCGGAAGGCCAACGAUGAGCGUGGAGGUGAAGCUGCCGGCGGUGGCGGUGGGGUUGAAAAGAUGAGAGGACACGUGACAGCAACGGCUUGUGGUUAGUUGAAGGGCGGGGGAGUUGUAAUGCGCGUGGAAAUCAUAAUGGAAUUAUUUAAUAGCAAUUAAAUAGAGUAAAUAUGCAUAAACAGCUGACGGCAUGAGCAGAAAAACUAUUUUCCGGCACGCUAUUGAAGAUUUUGUUUUUUUUAAUGAUAUACAUAUUUAAAAAAUGCUGUCGACUUAAUGAUUUUAAACUUCGUAAUACGCAAAUAAACACUACAAAAAGCAAGUUAAAAAAAGAAAAUAAUAAUAACAAAAAAAUGCAAUAAAAAAUUAUAAUUAAUCGGAAGAAAUAGCAAAAACUACGUGCAUACGUAAAACAAAAACAAUAUAUAUAUCUACUCUGAUACACACUUUAAUACAAGCUAAAUGAUACGAUAAUAGUCUAAAUAGAAUUAAUAAACACAACUUGCAAAAUCACUUGUAAGAAGAUGCAACAACAACAAUACUUAUGCGAUAUUUGAUUUCAACUUUUCUAUACAUACAUAGUAGUUACUGGUCUACUUUCGGCAGCCAGCAAGCUGAUGAGCAAAGCGCGCGAAAUGCAACAUAGGAAAAAGAGCCGACCAAGCAGAAUGCCGGUUGCUGCUUGUUGGCUUCUGCUGGUUACUUGUAGUCUACGCCACGUCGAAGAAGUGUUGCACGUUUUCUGCGCUCCAUGGCUGUCUUAGUGUGCUAUGACUCUACCAAUAAUUCAUUUAGCAGCCUUUUGCUAUUUUCUUUCCUUUUUUAUGUACCGUAUUCUAGUUUCUUGGUCUUGGCCAUCACCUCUCAUGUAUGUACGCCGCAUGUAAACGUUGUAGCCAUUCUGCAUUAUGGAUGUUGCUAUUAAUAUAUUAUUAAAGGAACAAUGGAAAAAUAUAAAUCAUUUAUAGUUACACUUCAAAUACACUCUGAUGUUAAUUUUAA
Messenger RNA from Rhagoletis pomonella (apple maggot), 1636 nucleotides. RefSeq names its product ubiquitin-conjugating enzyme E2 N. Lineage: Eukaryota; Metazoa; Arthropoda; Insecta; Diptera; Tephritidae. The record is from RefSeq and is a predicted model, not a curated record. The transcript has a single exon. The coding region runs from base 160 to 615 and encodes 151 amino acids.